AUGUCUGUUUCCUUCGACACCACUGACGUUGCCCCCGCCCCGGUCCCUGUUGUACAGGAUGGCCCAUGUCUCGGCUCCAAGUCCAGGAUGCCCGAGUUCAGCCUGGCUGGAAAGGUUGUCUUGGUCUCUGGAGCUGCGCGUGGCCUUGGCUUGACCCAAGCUGAAGCCCUUCUGGAAGCGGGCGCCAAAGUCUACGCUCUUGAUCGUCUGGAUGAGCCCUCUCCCGAAUUCGCCGUGAUCCAGGAGCGUGCUCUGCAAGAACUGGGUACUGAGCUUCACUACCGUCGCAUCGACGUGCGCGACACGGAGCUGCUGAACACCGUGAUUGAAACUAUUGCCAACACUGAAGGCCGAAUGGAUGGUCUGGUGGCGGCGGCCGGAAUCCAGCAAGAGACCCCCGCGCUGGAGUACACAGCCAAGGAUUCCAACACCAUGUUUGAGGUGAAUGUCACGGGGGUGUUCAUGACCGCUCAGGCAGUCGCCAAGCAAAUGAUUCGCUUCGGGAAUGGAGGCAGCAUCGCCCUAAUUGCGAGCAUGAGUGGCACCAUUGCCAAUCGGGGUCUCAUCUGCCCCGCCUACAAUGCCAGUAAGGCUGCCGUGAUUCAACUUGGCCGUAACCUCGCCUCCGAAUGGGGCCAAUACAAAAUCCGCGUCAACACCAUCUCCCCUGGGUACAUUGUCACCGCCAUGGUUGAGAAGUUAUUUGAACAAUAUCCUGAGCGUCGCGACGAGUGGCCCAAGCAGAACAUGCUCGGUCGACUUUCCGCACCCAACGAGUACCGCGGUGCUGCAGUCUUCCUCCUCAGCGACGCCAGCAGCUUCAUGACCGGUAGUGACCUCCGCAUUGACGGUGGUCACGCCGCAUGGUGA
Molecule: messenger RNA, 870 nt
Organism: Aspergillus niger
Lineage: Eukaryota; Fungi; Ascomycota; Eurotiomycetes; Eurotiales; Aspergillaceae
Exons: 3
Coding region: 1-870 (289 amino acids)
Cellular component (GO): intracellular anatomical structure
Molecular function (GO): oxidoreductase activity, acting on NAD(P)H, oxygen as acceptor
Source: RefSeq, a predicted model, not a curated record